ACAGAUGCUAGCUGGCUAGUUUAGCUAUUUAUGUGGACUUAAGGACAAGCUAAAGGAAACCAGUGCAAACAAAUGCAAGAGGAGAGCAAUUCACUCUGAAAAGAAGAAAGUCGUUGUCAGCCUCUCAGACGCAGAUUUAUUCCCUGUUUCUGUGGCACUGACGCUCUGAGACCAUGCAGCUGACUCUUCCCAUCCUGGCUCUUUGCCUUCUUGGCACAGUAUCCCUGGGUGAAGCACAGGGCCCAUCCACAACUGCAGCACCUGCCACAACCAGUGCCGCAGCUACUACUACUGCAGCACCUGCCACAACCGCCGCAGCUACUACUACUGCAGCACCUGCCACAAUCACAACCGCCGCAGCUACUACUACUGCAGCACCUGCCACAACCACAACCGCCGCAGCUACUACUACUGCAGCACCUGCCACAACCACAACCGCCGCAGCUACUACUACUGCAGCACCUGCCACAACCACAACCGCCGCAGCUACUACUACUGCAGCACCUGUCACAAUCACAACUACUACUACUGAAGCAACAACCACUCCUGGGCCUGUGGAAGAAGGUUCAGGGGAGCUUUCAUCUGGCGCUAUAGCUGGUAUUACUAUUGGCUCCAUUGCUGGAGUGGCUGCUGUUGGUGGUGGUAUCUUUGGCGCGCUGAAGUACACUGGGAGGAUCUGAGAAGUAUUGCCAAACAAGAAUGGUUAUGGAUUGUCAGAUAAAACAUUUACCAUCUCAAAUCAAACAGAUUAAAUCAUGACCCUUUUAACUGGACAAUGAAAAAAAGCUUAUUGUCUGAAAGGCUCAUAUCAGAAAAAAAAAAAAUAUGACAAGAUGAUAAUGACAUGAGCCAAGAGGAAGACAUAUGUCAAUUUGACUACUUUGGUAUUUUAAUUGUAAGGAAAUAAUUGUUGGUUGAUCAAUACACCUUCGUGGUAGAAAAUGUAUUUUAUAAUAUUUUCAUGUUUGUUCUUUAUUGGCAGAUAAAGUACUUUUAGUUUGAAAUAUAAAUGUCCUCUGAUAACUGUGGUAUUUUGUAUUUCAAAAUGUAGGGUACAGCUAAUAAUAAUGAGCCAGAUUUUUUUAUUAACCAUUUUUUCAGGAUUGCAGUCUAUGGUGUGUUGACCAUGUGUAGCUCCUGAGAUUUCAGAGAAAAAUAUCUGUCAUCAGACCUUAGUAGCACUUUAGUACUCCAGUAGCUAAAAAUUCAGAAGAAUACUCAGUUUUCUUAAAAAAAAAGUUACAGACAUACUUUUGAAGCUCAGUAUUUUUUGUUGAACUUUGCUAACAUUAUUUUCUUGUCAGCUGGACUUUUGAACUCAGUUCUGUAUUUGCUCAGAGGAAAUUAUUUGAAAUCACUCUAUACAUUUAAUAAUUAACUGCUUCCCAUCUUUAUCUUACUUUACUUCUGUGACAUUAUAUCAAAUCUUUAUAAUAUAACAAUAUAACAAUCACUCAAGCUGUCUGGGUAAAGUCCAGGUGUCAAUUAUACUGGUAAGUACUCCCUUGUAAACUUGAGUUGUUUGUUCAUUUUAUGAGUGCAGGUUACGGUAUACUAUCUGUGUUGUCUUAAAUUGGUGUUUGCAGCAUAUGACAAAGAAACUUUCCAUCUAAUUUCAGACAAACUGGUCUCAGCUCAGUGCUUUAAAUUGACUGAGAGCAAAAGUUAUUUUUUGUGAUCGGAAAUUAGGAGUUUUUAGAAAACAAUCCUAAAUCAAGGAUAACACUUCUCACGGUCCAGAUGGAGUUUGCUCAGUUUUGCAAGACUACAUUGACCUCUAUACAUCACUAAAGUUCCUGGCAAGGUAUAAUGGCUGCAUAGAAUGACAAAAAAUCAAGGAUUUUACUCGGCAUUGAUCAAAAUGCACUAAAAGGUCCAAAUGCUUGCUAAUAAUCAGGAAAACAUCAUACUGUUAUUUAAAAGAAUGGAUUACAGUCACAUUGUCAAAGUGUCUCAAAAUGUGUUAGCAAAUAUCUUUAUGGAAUAAAUAUACCUAAUCACA
Molecule: messenger RNA, 2002 nt
Organism: Perca fluviatilis (European perch)
Lineage: Eukaryota; Metazoa; Chordata; Actinopteri; Perciformes; Percidae
Product: integumentary mucin C.1-like
Exons: 5
Coding region: 174-680 (168 amino acids)
Source: RefSeq, a predicted model, not a curated record